GGUUAUCCCCCUUAUCCCUUUUUAAUUUUAAAUAUAUAAAAUUAUACUGUUCCUGGUCCAUACACAUUAAUUAGUAACUGAUCAAAUUUGGUGCAAUCAUGUAAAUGAUUAAAGGUUAACCUUGUUUAUAAUCAACUUUAUACAAGCUUUAACCCAGGUUGCUCGUGGACAGGAACCGUUGCAAGAAUAAAACCCUAUGCAUGGAGAAACUGUCUCUAGUACUCCCUGACAAACCACCCUUCUUUCCAAGGCAGUAUGACCGAUGUGCUGUAAUUGGUAACUCAGCUGACCUUCUCAAGACAAAGUUUGGAAAGGAAAUAGAUAGUUAUGGUGCUGUAUUCAGGGAGAAUGGAGCUCCAAUUCAGAACUACACUGAAUAUGUAGGCUCAAAAAGUACAUUCCGACUUCUCAAUAGAGGUUCUGCUAAAGCUAUUGAUAAAGUAGCUGAGUUGUACGGUAUUGCCCUCAUUCCCUUGUUUUUAGAUCUUGGUGCCUUACUAUGUGAAGUUCUGAUUCUCAACCCUGUAUACCUCAUGUUGGGUGCUUCCUUUGGUUCGGCAGCUAAAGGAACUGGAUUAAAGGCCCUUGAAUUUGCUCUUUCCAUGUGUGAAUCAGUGGAUAUGUAUGGUUUUACUGUUGAUCCUGGCUAUAAAGAACGGUAAAUGAAGGUUACACAGUGUCUUUUGUUUUCAUAUUCUACUGUUUAAACUAAUUUUCCAACAACAUUAAGGAAAUAUAUACUCCUAUGUUGG
Cuscuta campestris is the source of this 752-nucleotide messenger RNA. The record is from the annotation of a GenBank genome assembly. Lineage: Eukaryota; Viridiplantae; Streptophyta; Magnoliopsida; Solanales; Convolvulaceae.